Molecule: messenger RNA, 3026 nt
Organism: Myripristis murdjan (pinecone soldierfish)
Lineage: Eukaryota; Metazoa; Chordata; Actinopteri; Holocentriformes; Holocentridae
Exons: 13
Coding region: 289-2823 (844 amino acids)
Cellular component (GO): precatalytic spliceosome
Molecular function (GO): single-stranded RNA binding; double-stranded RNA binding; zinc ion binding
Source: RefSeq, a predicted model, not a curated record
AGCCUGUACUUUUAACAGAGAGUGGGCUUGUGGGCUCCCGAACUGUAAACACACAGGAAGUCAGUGGUGUCGUUAACGCCAUACAUUUCAUGGUUAACGCCAACUAAACAACGAAUUGCAGAUCUCAUAAACGAUACCCGUCGUGUGCAGGUCUUAUUGCUCCUACCCAGUCGAUAUUGCGACAGGCCUACUAAGACAGCGACAUCACUGCAGCUGAGUCUCUUCACCAGCUAGCUAACAUUAGCCCGCUAGGUAACAGCGAUAGCUAGCUAGCUUGUAUACAACAAGAUGGAGGGCCUAGAAACGCCAUACGAAGUCGAGGCUCCGGUUGAUUUCAUUGACUGCACGAUCUGCGAUAAAUCCAUAAGGGGUGACACUUUGUAUAAGAUACACCUGACUACAGCGGGGCAUCUGAAGAAAGAGAGUGCCUUGGUUGCUCGGGGCUUUUCUGCCAGAGACCACACUGUACCAGAUUUUGAGGACAUCCUACAAUACCUACAAUACCUGAACCUUGAUGAGCCCAUCAUUGGUUUGACCUAUUUAGAAGAAGUGCCCAAUACAGAUGCCAGUGACCCUCAGCCAGGUCCUAGAUACUUAUGUAAGCUAUGUGAUGUGUACGCAAACCUACCCAAUACGGUCAAUCAUGUCAUUGGACGUAAACACCGGCAGAAAUACCUGCAAACAAAACGGCCAGACCUAGUGACUUGGGACAGAACAUCCAUGACGAGCCAGUCUGGAAAGAUCAUGCGGGCCAAAGCAGAGGUGGUAGAGAGACAGGAUGGACGAGGAACUCCGAAGCCAAUGAAGAAAAACAGGACAGUGGGCAAAUCAAACAUCUUGAGAGCUCCUCCAAAGCAAAAAAUGGGCCAAAAUGUCUCCCAGAAUGUGUCCCAACAACAGCUGUUCGAUUAUCAGGAUGAGUACUCCCACCAGGGGAGGUAUCCAUGUAAUGAUUCAAAUGUACCCCCCUUCCAUCCAAAUGACCCCUACAUGUUGGGAAAAUCAGAUAGAAGCACCUUUAAGAGGGAGGACCCUCUAACACGAGACCAUAUUGGAGAUGAACUGCAAAGAAAAAAUUACAUGGAAAGUGAUAUGUAUGGGCAAGAGUUUAAGGAGGGCGAUUAUGAAAGAGAGUAUCAAGACGACUAUGUGGUAAAUGAGCGUAGACGAGACUUACGUCAACCGGGAGGUGUUUCUGGCCGUGAUGUUAGGCCAGACAUGCCUCAUAGGCAUGGACGUAUCCACCCUGCGGAAGCUCCACCUCAUAUGACGCCCUACCCAGAAAGUGACCCCCUCAAGCAGUUUUACUCUGAAGAAGUUAGACGUGGACAACUUCGUUCUGCUGAAGCUGCUCAGACUCGUAGGAACACCUAUCCAUUACGUGACCCUCAUGGGACAGCCUAUCCAGGGCGUGAUCCUGAUCCUGGAAGAUAUUCCUCCGAACGAGCCUAUCCAAGGGAAGGUCCUUGUGGGCGACCUUAUAUAGAAGAAUCUAGUAGGGAUUACACCAGUUAUUCCAGUGCCAGUGUUUGUGUUGAUGAACAUACCAGGGGAACAGGAGACUAUUCAGAAGAGGAGACACAACACACAGCUUACCCUAAGGAUGAAUCCCUUCAGCCAGUCUACCCCGAAGAUGAACAGCACCAGUGGUCUCUUGAGAGGGAGCAAAGCAGACAUGGAAACAUCAAUGGAGGAGGCAGGCAGGGAUCUAAUGAUCCAGAAGCCAAGAGGAGGAGGCUUCCUGAGCAUAUGGAAAGUGCCCAGCCAUAUGACAAAGAUCAUUUGCUUGAAAUGGUCAGAGCUUUUCGCCAGGACAGAAGAGCAUCACAUCGAGAGGAUGCAGUGGUGAAUCCAGGGCCUAGCAGACCUGGACCACCUUUGUCUCAGAGACCAGUGGAAGUUGUCAGUAACCUGUCUGAGAUUCCAGAGCCAUUCAGACGCUUUUUGCAAGGGGCUACUCAAAUCGAGGACCUGAGAAAAAGAAAAAGAAAGAGUCGCUUUUCUGAUGCCACUGAAGAAGAGAUGGAAAGGGCAAAGGGGAUGUUCACUGAUUCAUUUAGAUCUCGAAACCUGGAGGGUCGUGGUCCUCCAGUUCAUGGACCACAGAGACAUGACCCAUACCCCACAUCACAGAGCCCAUAUGAUGCUGAAGGCUACCAAAGAGGAAGCCCCAAGCUUUUGUCAGAGAAGACUGCUGAAACUGGAGUUGUCUUUGAUAUGUUGAAAAACAUAGAAAUUGAUAAUGCAGAGGAGGCCGACUUCCUUAAGAACCAACUUUGCUCCCUGCUGAAAGAAUUCCAAGCCAAAAAGACUGCGCACAAAAGCCAGGGCCAUACAGUCAUCGCUAAAGAUUACAACCAUUUGAGCCAGGAGCACCAGGCCCCUCCGCAAGGCCAGUAUGACAGGACCCUCAGAGAAGGUCCAGAAGGACGGUGUUUUGAGAUCAAACCCGGGCAAGAGGGGGACUUUUACUCUGAGGAUGCUCCCCGAGGUACAGGCUGGGAUGACCAGGAGCAAUCACCCGUAGACAAAUUCCAGGAAUACAGCCAUCCUGCCCACCCUGGAUCGAGAGGUUCAAGCAGAAGCCGUUAUGAAGACGUCUUUGGGCGCACACCACACGCUGGCCAUCCCCAAGAGCCAUCCCUGUAUCCUGAAAGGUUCACGGAGCCCAUGCGCCCUUAUGACUUCCCACCUGCCACCGAGGAGUUUUCUGAACCCCCGUUCCCUGCACCGCAAGGGUACAGGACGCACCGGGGUCCGCAGCACUCCAGCAGCCUUGACAAAAUCACCUCCACCCUCCUGGAGCUUGUGGCUAGGAAAUAACUGUCAGCUUACAAAAAAAAACCUCUGCAAACAAAAUAUUUGUAUUUGAUAUUGUAUUUAAUAUUUGAUGGAUUAUUUUAGUUUGAAAACAGAGUUUGGUAACUUUUUUGCUUUUCAUUAGUUUAUGUGCUGUUGACAUUUUUGUACAUGAUUUAAAAAACAAUAAAUGAAUCUGAUGCCAAAAAUAAAACAUUUGUCUACUA